This is a messenger RNA of Suillus subaureus, 552 nucleotides long. RefSeq lists its product as uncharacterized. The transcript has a single exon. Bases 1 to 552 code for a protein of 183 amino acids. The record is from RefSeq and is a predicted model, not a curated record. NCBI's taxonomy places the organism in Eukaryota, Fungi, Basidiomycota, Agaricomycetes, Boletales, Suillaceae.
AUGCUGCAUCUUGUGGAGGAGGGAUAUACUAUCGCUGAGAAGAUCUGUAGCAACUCGCAAGACGGAGUACGACAACUGUGCGAUAGGGAAGAUGGUGAAUGGGGCAAGCGGAUGGAUAUCAUCAUGAUCCAUUGGAAUUGCGUGAUAGCUCCAAUUUUGCAAUUUCAUUCCACGGUCGCCAUGAACUACAUCACGGCAGAAAGCAACGUCGGCAUGAAUCCCGAAUGGAAGUAUUUGUGGGAGAAAGGGAAGUUCGUGUAUCCGUGCCUUCAUAUCGAAGAUGAAAGGAACCCCUUCACCGUCAGAGCACCGAUGAAAUACACGGAGCGCGGGUUCAAGUUAUAUGCAGACCUUUUCAAAUUUGGGCAGCAUGAGUGCAAGACAAGCACACAAUUUCCGCAUGCUAUGCGGACGACAGUGCAUGAUCGGAUGUUCUAUUGGAGCGUUAACACGGUGAUGACCAUAGGAAUGACAACGGCGGCUUGUGCGGCAUGCCGAUCACGAUAUGAUUCCUCGGAGGUCGCGAAUGUCAGCAGAGAAGUGACAGGGUGA